Megalobrama amblycephala (Wuchang bream) is the source of this 2449-nucleotide messenger RNA. Its product is annotated as tumor necrosis factor receptor superfamily member 14-like. Gene Ontology annotation, biological process: apoptotic process; defense response to Gram-negative bacterium; positive regulation of T cell migration. The transcript has 8 exons. Gene Ontology annotation, molecular function: protein binding; transmembrane signaling receptor activity. The record is from RefSeq and is a predicted model, not a curated record. Lineage: Eukaryota; Metazoa; Chordata; Actinopteri; Cypriniformes; Xenocyprididae. Gene Ontology annotation, cellular component: membrane; external side of plasma membrane. The coding region runs from base 822 to 1610 and encodes 262 amino acids.
AUAUCUUUAUUCCCUUUCUAUUGUAGACCAUGCAUAUUCCUGCAUAUGUAUGCGCGCUCCUGUGGCAAACACGGAUUAACCCUGUAAAGUCUGUGUACAUGUACAGCCUGUUUGGAAAUUACUGUCGUGUUAAGAUCAAAUAAAUCUCCUUUGGAUGAAGAUGAUCGGAUGCUGUGGACCAACACCCCUUGAAGAAAGUUAGAUAUUGGACUCUUAUACAGUCCCUUUUUCAGUCAUACUUCAAGAACAUAAGAUUCUUGGCUGAUUAUGGUGAAGGAAAUGCAUUCUACAAUAUAUUCAGGACAAAACUGACAUCAGUUUCAGGACAAGUGUGUACUGACAUCAUGGCUCAUGGACACAGAACUUGCAUGGUACUGUGGGACAGAUAUCCACUAACUGCAGUUGUACUUGGAUUUUUUUGUUUAAAACAUCCAAACACUAACUACACUACAGGCCACUAAAACACUGUUGUUUCCAGGCUUAAGUGCACGACUUGAAACCAUUAAAAACAUGUUUUAUGUUGAUUAAAAAUUGCUAAAAUGAAAUUACCAUGCAUGCAUGAGCUGGUUUUGUUCGCAAACCUGGCAACCCUACAGGCUAUAGCCUACUUCCUGAGCUCCGCCAUGAUCUGCGCUUCUCUUUGUGAGACGGAAAAUGAGAGUGAUUAUAUUUUACGUUACUGGUAAGGAGCACAAGGUUAUGUGUAAGAAAAUCAAAUGACCAUAACGGAAACGUUUAACAACAAUAACGACAAAACAGUCGUUAUUGUUAAAACAAACUUGCGAUAGUGAAAGUGAAACUGUCGAACAUAAAUUUAUGAAAUGUCUUAUUACGAACGCUAUUUAAACUUACUUGUCUUAACAGGUUUUUGUUUUUUCACAUUUGGAGAUAAUUGUGGUCCCAGUGAAUAUGAAUCUGGACAUGGAGAAUGUUGUCCGAUGUGUAGUAUGGGGUUAAUGGUGCUCGAAGACUGUACUAAUGAUUCGAGUACCUCCUGUAAACCCUGCAUUCCAGGAACAUUCAUGAGUGAACCCAGUGGUCUUCAUAAAUGCUUCGAAUGCAACCACUGUGAUGAAAGUCAAGGUCUUUACAUCCAGAGUAAAUGCACUACAACAAAAGACACCAUCUGUGAUGUGCUUGAGGGUUAUUACUGCGAGGUUUACUCCAAUUCACAGUGCCGCCAUGCUAAAAAACACAGUGUUUGCAAACCAGGACAAGAAAAAAAAAAAGAAGGGACAAAGACUUCUGAUACAGUAUGUGAGAACUGCACUUAUGGGUUUUAUUCUCCAUCUGGAUUGAACUGCAACAAAUGGACAGACUGUGCAGCCAGAAAUGAGAUUAAAACAGAAGAUGGCAGUCCUGAAAAAGAUGUCACAUGUGUGGCGAAAAGGGAAAGAUAUGGUCUCCUAGCAUUACUUACCACUCCUGUAAUAUUUGCAGCUGUUCUAGCAGAAUUGUACAGAAGGUCAUGCUCAAAAGUUCAGAAGGUCAAUAAUGGUAACAAAGGAUGUAGGUUAGAUAUUCAGCCUCCCAUUGAGGAAACAGACUCUGGAAAAAAGACAUCAGGCCAAACAUUAGACGUUGUUGUGACGAGUACUUCCCGGCUGUAAAUAAAACUUCUUUUCUACAAAGAGCAACUUGGAAGUCAUGUCAGGUAUAUGCAGCACAGCCAUGAAAUAGAAGACUACUUGUCAGCAACCGGUCGUAAACGCCUAAAGUGUGGAGUGUGUCCAGAUUCGAAUGGAACAACUGGGGAAGUGUUCGCCAAAAAUGACAGAAUGUGCUGGACAAGAUAAUCCACCAAAAUUGCAGUGGUUCUGAGAUCAGCGGUGAACAGCUGUUACGGACCCGCUCCCCCUGUGGAACACGACUACACUAUGGCCCCUUCUCCAGGUCAUUUGGAUGCUGCAGCAGAGGGUGUGGAGGCAGUUCCAGGAUCAAGCUCUAACAGGAAGCCUCAUCUUAUUAAUGAGUUUUUUCUUUAUUGCUGUCGUGUGUCUGCAAGCCUAUAAAAGAAGGUCCUGGCAGAUAUCCUGGCAGGACUUUUGGUCCUGCUGGAGCCUGGGGACUGAUGUAUGGCAGAUAGAAAGACUGCUUGAAAAUGCAGGAGCCAGACUUGUCAUUCCUCAAUUUAAAAGAGCAGCUCAACUCACAAAAGAGGAGACAAAACACACACAAGAAAUAGCCUGUUUACGGAUUGUGGUGGAGAGAGCCAUUCAAUGAAUUAAAGAAAAUCACAUCUGGGACUCUACCAUUCCUCUCACCCUCACAGGCACAGUGAACCAGAUCUGGGCAGACUGCUGUUUAAUGUCUAAUUACCAAGGCCCCCUUGAAGUAAAUGAUGACGUUGUUUUGUAUCCACAUGUACAAAAACACACCAACUUACCUACAGUCAAACAUGUAAUUUCAUUACCUAAUUUUGCUAGCGAGAAUAAAGUUUAUAGGCCUA